Messenger RNA from Anthonomus grandis grandis, 1506 nucleotides. RefSeq names its product WD repeat-containing protein 55 homolog. The coding region runs from base 155 to 1405 and encodes 416 amino acids. NCBI's taxonomy places the organism in Eukaryota, Metazoa, Arthropoda, Insecta, Coleoptera, Curculionidae. The record is from RefSeq and is a predicted model, not a curated record. The transcript has 3 exons. Gene Ontology annotation, molecular function: protein binding.
UAACCUCUAAAUUCCUAAACCCAAACCUGAUCAAAUAAACACAGACACCAAUAUAAUAAGUAGCAAAUAUUUUUGUGCAAAUUAUAGAAUACAGAAUAUCUAGUUUUCGACUAUAUUAUUUGCUUUAAGCCAUUAAGGGAAGUCUCGUUUCAAUAUGUGUAAAAAGAAAAACCAAAGCCUUUCUGAACUGUACACUAUGGAUACAGACUCAGAUUCCGAUAUUUCCUCUGAUAGUGAGGGAGAUAGCGACGUGAGCAUGAGCUCUGAUUCUGAACCUGAGAACGCGACUGCAACAGAAACACUUAAUACUACCAAAGAUGAAACUGAAGACAACUCAGAAGAAUCUGAGGAUGAAGUUAUCAAGGCAAUAAAGAGAGAAUGUGAGAAGAAAAAUGACCACCCGCCCACUAUUACAUGUGAAGACUUUAUUACUGAUAUUUGUUUUCAUCCAGUGCAUGAUAUUUUGGCAGUUGCUAAUAUUAUUGGGGAUGUUCUUUUGUAUAAAUACAGCUUGGAAGGAAACAGUGUGCUUAAUACUCUUGAACUUCAUUCGAAAACUUGCAGAGAUAUUGAGUUUAGUCAUGAUGGCAAAAUUCUUUUUUCUGUUUCCAAAGAUAAGGCAAUCAUGUUGAGUGAUGUAGACACUGGAAAACUAGUUCGGUUUUAUGAGAAGGCACAUGAUGACUCUCUAAAUUGUUUGACUGUUAUUGAUGAACACUGUUUUGCUACUGGAGAUGAUGACGGAACAAUCAAACUCUGGGAUCAGAGGCAAAAUGGAGACAAACCAAUAUAUAAAACCAAGAAAAAUGAAGAUUAUAUUACAGAUAUGAUUACUAAUGAAUCCCAUAAAUAUUUGGUGUGCUCUAGCGGAGAUGGUUCUUUGACCACCAUAGAUUUGGAAAAGAGAAGUGUCUUCAUGCAAAGUGAGGAGUAUGAUGAUGAAUUGACUUGCUUAGGGUUGUUUAGAUCUGAAAGCAAAGUUCUUGCAGGUUCUUCAAAAGGUGUGCAAUACCUAUUUAAUUGGGGUGAAUUUGGGCUUCAUAGUGAUGCAUUUCCUGGCCCAAAAGAAUCAAUCAAUGCCUUGAUUCCGAUUACGGAAAAUAUUGUCGUGACUGGCCAGGAGGAUGGUAAUCUUAGAGCUACACAUCUUUUUCCUCACAGGCAUUUGGGAAUCGUAGGCCAGCAUGAAUUGUCUGUAGAAAAUAUAGAUAUAUGCAAUAACGGCAAUUUUAUAGCAUCUAGUGGCCAUCUUAAUGAAAUAAAGUUUUGGAAUGUUCAAUAUUUUGAAGAUUUCGAAAAAGUGAGUCACAAGCAUAGCAAACACGAGAGGAAAAGAGAAUUGGCAAAUAAUCUGCCAUCCUCUAAAGUGAGGAAUACUUCAGAUUUUUUUAGUGAUUUAGCAUAAGCUAUUGUUGCUUCUAUCUUUGUAAGUAGUUAAAAUAAUAUUAUUUUGUCAAAUAUGUAACGCUUCCUUAAUUAAAUUAAAAAAAAUCAUACUUUUUUACA